Molecule: messenger RNA, 870 nt
Organism: Tribolium madens (black flour beetle)
Lineage: Eukaryota; Metazoa; Arthropoda; Insecta; Coleoptera; Tenebrionidae
Product: ceramide synthase 5-like
Exons: 4
Coding region: 1-870 (289 amino acids)
Biological process (GO): ceramide biosynthetic process
Cellular component (GO): membrane
Molecular function (GO): sphingosine N-acyltransferase activity
Source: RefSeq, a predicted model, not a curated record
AUGCUAAAUUUUGAUUUACAAAUUGGUGAUUCAAGAAAACGGAAUUAUUGGGAAUUGACUUAUCCCAUACUUUUAACCCCAUUUAUCCUUCUUGUACGAAUUGGCCUCGAAAAAUUUGUGUUUCCAAAAUUUGUAAACCCGCUUUUGGAAAAAACAAUCCAAAAAUCCACAAAAUGGAACUCAAAUCAAGCCCAAGCUGUGUCAAAAAAUUGUCUCAAAAACCGAAUAAAUUUACGAAAAUUGAACGAAAGUUUAUGGCGACUAGUCUAUUACUCUUCUGUUUGUGCUUACGUUUUGUGGGUCCUGUGGGACAAACCUUGGUUUUGGGACUCAAAUAAUUUCUGGAUUCAUUUUUACAGCCAGAGCGUUUCCACUGAUAUUUGGUGUCACUUUAUGAUAUGUACGGCGUACAUGUGGACUGCUUUGUGGAGCAUUUAUUUCGAUAUUAAUCGAAAAGAUUUUUUUCUAAUGCUUAUACACCACAUUGGUAUUAUUACAACUUCGUUUUUUGUAUGGAAAAUGAACGUUAUACAAAUGUACAGCGUCGCAUUGUUGUUACAUGACUUGUGUGAUAUUUUUCUCGAAAUUGCCAAAACUGCAAACUAUUUAGGCUGUAAAAAGGGGUGUAAUGUGGCUUUGGUUGUGUUUACUGGAGUUUGGAUUGUGUGCAGAUUUGGUUUGUAUCCAAAUUGGGUCAUUCGCAGAUGGUUAGUGGAUGCGCACCAGUUUUUGCCCGACUUGUCCAAUUAUCUGGCUUAUUACAUAAUGACUGGGUGUUUGUUCACUUAUGUACUCCUCAACUCGAUUUGGACUGUUUCUAUAAUUAAAAUUGUUGUUAGAAAUGUGUGCUCCAAAACUGGUAAGGAUUGA